Molecule: messenger RNA, 1458 nt
Organism: Aspergillus thermomutatus
Lineage: Eukaryota; Fungi; Ascomycota; Eurotiomycetes; Eurotiales; Aspergillaceae
Product: KH domain-containing protein
Exons: 9
Coding region: 1-1458 (485 amino acids)
Cellular component (GO): nucleus
Molecular function (GO): RNA binding
Source: RefSeq, a predicted model, not a curated record
AUGGCUGACGACGAACGCCGUGCCAAACGCUCUCGCUUCGAUCAGACGGAGCCUGAGCCGCGACGAGCUUCACGAUUUGACCGUCGCUCUCGGUCUCCUUCUUCGCGACAGCCAGAAUCCACUCGCACUCGCAGUCCUCUCAGUCGUGAACCCUACAGCCCUGGCGCUGAUGAAUCGAGGAAAUCAGGCUCUGUAGAUCCUGCAGCAGCAGCAGCUGCCGCAGCGGCCAAGAUCAACGCUCAGUUGCAAGCGAAGAAAGGAAUCCAGCACGUCGAUGUCCCUCCCAUACGUUCGACUGCCAGUCCCACACCGAACGCCGCUUCGCCCUCUGCCGCCGACUCGAAGAAGUUGAAUCCUGAAAUCUACGUUGCUGACGGCGAUUACAUUAAGGAUAUCGAAAUUAAUGACCUGCGCAACCGCUACACAUUGACCAAGGGUUCCACCCAAAAGAUGAUUAAAGAACAAACUGGCGCCGAUGUCACUACCCGAGGAAGCUAUUAUCCCGACAAGAGCAUGGCCACUGCCGCGAACCCGCCGCUGUACCUCCACGUAACAAGCACGACCAAAGAAGGCCUCGAAAAGGCCGUGGCCUUGAUCGACGACCUGAUGAAGAAGGAGCUACCGACUCUCGUUGACGAGCGACGAUUCCGUCGGCGUGAGCCGGAGCCAGUUGAGCGUGAUGAAUACGGCCGUCGUAAAUGGCCCGAGGAACGGAUUCCGGUUGAUCUGGAACCGAUCCCUGGAUUCAAUCUCCGAGCUCAAGUUGUUGGCCAAGGAGGUGCAUAUGUGAAGCACAUCCAACAGAAGACUCGUUGCAAGGUGCAAAUCAAGGGUCGUGGAUCCGGUUUCUUGGAACCAAGCACCGGCAGGGAAAGCGAUGAGCCCAUGUUUUUGCACGUAGCCGGCCCGGAUCCAAAUGAUGUUCAGGCUGCUAAGGAACUCUGUGAGGAUCUUCUAGGCAAUGUCAGGGAACAAUAUCAGCGCUUCAAGGAAAAUCCGCCUCAGCACAGCUAUGGCGGAUAUGGUCAACGUGGCGGUGACCGUUACUAUGGAGGCGGUUACGGUGGUGGUGGUUACUCUAGCCAACAUAACCAGCACCACUCCAACUCGCCCUCUGCCACGGCUAGCCCUGCACAGGCAGCAUCAGGAACGUCGGGUGCCGCUGGUGCCGGAAGCCCGGCUGACUAUAGCGCACAGUACGCGCAGUAUUACGGAUCCGACCCCUAUGCGGCCUACGGUGGCUACCAGAACUACGUAGCAUACUACCAGUACUACCAACAGGCCGCUCAACAGCAGCAGCAACAGCAGCAGUCUUCCCAGUCCCAAAGUCCUGCGCUUCCACCACCACCUCCAGCUAGCGAGGCCCCGCCCCCACCACCUCCAGGCUCUGGCUCUCCCCCUCCGCCGCCUCCUGGCGGUGGCAGCUACAGUGCUGUCCCACCACCUCCCGGUCUUUAG